AUGAGCGGGACCGCGCCGCACAGCAACGGCAGCCCUGGGCUAGCACCGCCCCUUCACCUCGUCGACGGCACCUCUCGCCCGUCACCGCCAGCACCUCGCCCGCCGACCCGGACCGACCAGCGUGAGCGCAGGGACAGCAGCUGGCGCGAGGACCAGGCUCAGCUCCAGCACCAGCUUCGUCUCGCCAAGGCCGAGAUCGCCAACCUGCAAGCCAAGCUCGGCGUCCACGCGAGCCAUGCCCCCUUCAACUCGACCUCGCCUCGUCAAUCCCCCUCGCUCGGUGGUCCCGCCCGCAAACCCUCCUUCACCGACCUGUCAGCCUCGACAUCGUCCCUCACCGCCCGCCGACGGUCCAGCUCGAACGCGUCGGCGACGUCGCCUCGCUCGGCGCACUUCCCUCACCAUCCCGGCGCCGCGACGUCGCCCUCGCCGCGCAGCCCGUCGCGCCUGCCCGAGGGCACCGGGCCCGUCGCGAUGAACCGCGCCCUGCUCAGCAGCGAGGGCUCGCCCGGCGCGGGUUCCGGGCGCGCCGCGAACGGCCGCUCGAAGGCGCACUCGGACGAGGCCGACGCGCUCGCCGUCCCGCCCGCACCCGCACCACAGCGCUCGCCCUCGCCCUCUGCGCUCCUCUCGAACGGCCUCCCGAGCGCGUCAGCGUCGGCGAGCCGCUCCUCGGGGCCGAGCUCGAACCCGUUCUUCGGCUCGGGCCGUGCCUCGAGCGAGCGGCUGUCCAAGUCGGCCGCGUCGUCGCAGUCCGGCUCGGGGCGCGUCAUCUCGGGCCUCCAGAGUGACCUCUUGCAGGCGCGCACGGCCCUCGAGAGCACGCGCGGGCAGCUGCGGCUCAGCCAGAGGGCGGUCGAGUUUCUCGGGCGGCAGAACGAGGACCUCAAGGAGACCAAGGACCGCCUGUCGAGCGAGAUCGACGGCCUGAACCGCCAGCUUGCGCGCAAGGAGCGCCUACAGGACGAGGCGCUCACGCGGGCGCGGACGGCCGAGGGCGCGCUCCAGGUGCUCCAGAAGCAGCACUCGGAGCUCGAGCGCGGCGUCAAGGGCCGCAUGAAGGAGCUCGAGGAGGGGGCGAAGAAGGCCGAGGACGCGAAAGUCCAGAGCGAGAGGGAGUACGCCGGCUUGCGGGACGGUCUCAGGACGAUGCAGGAGGGUUGGAAGGACGACUUGCGGUGGAUCCGCGAGGACCUCGCUCGCUCGCAAAAAGAGCUCGAGGUCAAGUCUUCCACGAUCGCGACCCUCCUCGCCUCUCGCGCCUCGCUCGCCGACACCGCCACCUCGUCCCUCUCCUCCCUGCGCUCCGACCAAGCCUCGUUCGCCGAGCAGCACUCCGCGUCGACCUCGUCGGCGCUCAAGCAGCUCACGCUCCUCGCGACCAAAGGCGAGGCCGACUCGCGGCGCGCCGACGAGCUGAGGGCCGAGUUUGGGAGGCUCAAGCGCGCCAUGGCGGAGCAUGCGCAGGAGGGCGAGCGCUCGUGGGAGGGGCCGGAGCGCUCGUGGGAGGGGCCGGAGCGCUCGGAAGGGAGCGAGGAGCGGACAGCAGGGCAGGUCGAGGCGGCGGCAGGGUGA
Messenger RNA from Rhodotorula graminis WP1, 1575 nucleotides. RefSeq lists its product as uncharacterized. The record is from RefSeq and is a predicted model, not a curated record. Lineage: Eukaryota; Fungi; Basidiomycota; Microbotryomycetes; Sporidiobolales; Sporidiobolaceae. The coding region runs from base 1 to 1575 and encodes 524 amino acids. The transcript has 5 exons.